Molecule: messenger RNA, 2056 nt
Organism: Pocillopora meandrina
Lineage: Eukaryota; Metazoa; Cnidaria; Anthozoa; Scleractinia; Pocilloporidae
Source: the annotation of a GenBank genome assembly
AUGGCAGAAUACAGUGCGUUGGCAACGGACCUGCUUGCUAACAAAAGCAGUCCGACACAGCCAAAUGUUCUGUCCAACCAACCAAAACCGUUUGUUGAAACCAGCCAAUCAGAAACUGUACUUGAAGUCACUUUCAGCGUAAUCGCUGCCUUAGCUUUCGUGCUUAAUUUCAUGUUUUGUAUUGUGCUGUUGAAGAAACCUUCCCUGAUGCGAAAGCCACACAACUUCCUCCUAUUUAAUUUGGCCAUCACAGAUUUACUCACAGGUGAGAUAUCUUUCCUUUUGUCACUUGGUAGGGUCAUUAUCUAAAUGACGUAGGACUGCAAUGUAUGAAUUCCCAGGUGGUACGCUCUAGAUGUUGGGAGUGUUAUUUGCAGUUUAUGUGAGAAGACCGAUGAUGUUACUUAUAAUUAGGGGUGGGAACUUACUUUUUAGGUUAUGCGGAAGAUAGACCGUCUGCGUUAAUUAUUUUGAAGGGGUGAAGCCUCUUUUUUUAAAUUUGGUUAGCAGAACAUGGCAGGGGACGGUGGGAAAGGGCAAGCCAACAUUCGCCACAAUCUUAGCGGGCACUGCGCACACUCCACAUAUUGAGUUAAGAACUCACCUCGUCGACACAAAAGAUUUGCAGAGGUUUUCCCCAUUGCAAGUGUGCCUUUAAAAGUUCGCCCCCGCUACGACGCUUCGGCAAAGGACAAAUAUGAUCGGGAUAUAUUUAUUUUAGCAUAGUUUUCUGAUACUGAGUUGUUAUUUUCACUUAGUGGGGGGGGGGGGACGGGUCGUGGCAGAUGUACUCCGCUGACGACACCAGAACCUCUGGGAAACAAUCCCAGGUGAAAGUAGCGAGGACUCUCCUAUGCCUGCCGUCGUCGUUGUUGGCAAUUUGAACUUUUUUUGUCAUAUGAGUAGUAUUGUUUAUUCAUAUUUAUCAACGAAGGAUCCCCCAUAAUUGGCUAGGCUGUAAUGGUUUCCCUGACUGAUAAUAUCUUUUUGUGUAUAAUUAUUGUAUUUUAGUUAGGGAGGGUAAAUAAAUAAACAAAAAGAGGGCGAACUUGCAACGUGGCGAAACCUUUAGUUAUCGACACAACUCUAUGGGAGGAGUUAGUUAGAGCCGUAGAAUAUAUAGAUAACAACUACUUGCGACUACCUUGCGUGUUGCAAUACCAGGCACAGCUGACGAAAUGUCGUACUUCUCCCCACAGGACUUACCUUGAUUGUAACACCAGGCUACGUGAGCAGACAAUCCUUGAUUCCGAUUUCUCGUGGAAUUGGUGGACACAUGUUCUGCGCACUAUUGGCCAACAGAUAUCUCCUGUUUACAAUCGCCAAGGUAUCCAUUUUACUCGUCACAUGCCUUGCUAUGGAACGCUGGUGCUGUGUGCUGAGACCGGUAAAGUAUAUGAUACACUUCAGCCGAAGGCGCCGUAUCGUCUAUGUAGUGGGAUCAUGGAUACUGAGCUGCGCGCUACAAAUUCACAAAAUGUUUGAGAAAAGACUUGUCGGAAAUAAAUGCGAGACGAUCGAAGCUCCAUACGGUGAAACAGGUGCGCAGGCGUUAAUUGCAAUUUACGGCUUUGCAAACUUUAUAGUGCCGUGUGUUAUAACAUGGCUGACUUUUGCGCACAUUAAAUUUCGCUCACCGAACUCUCCUGGUGCUGGGCAGAAGAGCGACGGCAGACGAGUUCGACAGAAAACUGUACUGCAGCUAUGUGCACUGACAGCUGCAGUCUUCACUCUGAGUUGGCUACCGGCCCAAGUCAGUUACACUUUGACCCCCUUUGGAAUCACGGAUGUAACAAGUUCGCUACACAAAUGGUGGAAUGCAAUUGCGUUUCUCAAUUCGUGCGUAAAUCCUUUGAUAUACUGGUAUUAUCAUAAAGAAUACAGAAACGCAUUCUUUAAGCUCUUCUGUGGGUGUAAGGCACUGCAGUUUCAAGCUACUAAACCUCUGCAUUGUACCGAUUCUGGAAGUCACGAUUUGCCGUUAAAUCACAAAACAGGUGAAUCACCGCCAUUGCAAAUGGUACCGUCCCCUUACAUGGACGAGAAUCGAGUGUAG